Messenger RNA from Silurus meridionalis, 1938 nucleotides. Its product is annotated as probable G-protein coupled receptor 83. The record is from RefSeq and is a predicted model, not a curated record. The transcript is spliced from 4 exons. Gene Ontology annotation, molecular function: neuropeptide Y receptor activity. NCBI's taxonomy places the organism in Eukaryota, Metazoa, Chordata, Actinopteri, Siluriformes, Siluridae. Gene Ontology annotation, cellular component: membrane. Bases 183 to 1511 code for a protein of 442 amino acids. Gene Ontology annotation, biological process: neuropeptide signaling pathway.
UGAGUCACGCGCACCGCUACCUGGGGCCGUGCGGCGGUCCGUCAGGUACCGGAGACACCGCGCGCGAGACUCGUGAUGAGCGAUACGCUACGCUGACACCCCCCCCCUUCUCUCUCUCUCUCUCUCUCUCUCUCUCUCUCUCUCUCUCUCCGCUAUCUCUCACUCUCUCUUUUUCCGGAGCCAUGCACAGGUGCGCUCCUCGCGCGCUCGUCACUCUCAUCACCUGCAUGGUCCUGUGUCUCCCGGCGCACCGCGCGCUCGGCGUCUCCAACGGCACUUCGCUGCACGAGCUGCUGGCCGCAGGACGGAACGGUUCGACUCUGUACGCGCUGGACGACGGCGCGCUCGCGGACUGGCGCUCGCUGGCUGGGCGAAAGCGCGAGGGCUCGGAGCGCGAGCACGCGGCGGUCCGGGCUUUGCUGAUCUUCAGCUACUCCCUCAUCAUCAUCAUGUCGCUCUUCGGGAACGUGCUCGUGUGUCACGUGGUGAUGAAAAACAAGCGCUCGCGCUCCGCCACAAGCCUCUUUAUCGCCAACCUGGCCGUAGCGGACAUCUUCAUCACCCUGCUGAACACACCGUUCACCCUGGUGCGCUUUGUGAACAGCACGUGGGUUUUCGGCAGAGGGAUGUGCCACAUCAGCCGCUUUGUGCAGUAUUGUUCUCUCCAUGUGUCCACACUCACACUCACAGCCAUCGCACUGGACAGACGACAGGUCAUCCUGUACCCUCUGAAGCCCAGGAUGUGUACGGCUCAGGGUGCUGUGUGUAUCGUCUUCAUUUGGCUCAUGGCGAGUUGUUUCUCACUUCCUCAUGCCAUCUUCCAGAAACUCUUCACCUUUGUCUACAGUAAGGACAUCAUUCGUUCUCUGUGUGUACCGGAUUUUCCCGACCCAUCUGAACAGUACCAUCAGUACCUGGACUUAGCGACCUUCAUCCUCCUGUACGUGUUGCCGCUCCUCAUCAUCACGGCGGCGUACUCGGCUGUGGCGCGUCGGCUGUGGCGCCGUAACGCCAUCGGUGAUGUCACGAGUGAGCAGUACUUCCUCCAGCGCAGGAAGAGGAAGCGGACUAUCAAAAUGCUGGUGCUGGUGGUCCUGGUGUUUGCCGUGUGCUGGUUCCCUUUAAACUGCUACGUGGUUCUGCUGUCGAGUCACGCCAUCCACUCCAACAAUGCCAUGUACUUCAGCUUCCACUGGCUGGCCAUGAGCUCCACCUGCUACAACCCCUUCAUCUACUGCUGGCUCAACCAGAGCUUCAGGGCCGAGCUCACCUACCUACUGAGCAUGUGCAGGAAAGGCCGAGCCAGGGGGCGGGGCAGCAGCGGGCGAGGGGAGGAGCCGGACGAGAGGCCUCCACCACUUAACAUCUGUCACAGAGCCGCCUGGACAGAAAGCCACGCCUCCUCACAACCGUCUAAUCACAAAGAAAGCCACGCCCUUAGGACCACGUCUCUCGGCCAAUCAGGGAAGACCGAUAUACUGUCGGUGGAGCCGAUCGUCACCGUCAGCUAAGAAUUAUAAUCUUUAUUGUGUGUUGGGGAAGAGGAAUGACCUUCACCCAAAUGUUCACACUCACAGCUGUGAGUUCAGUCAGAAUCCUUCCUCCUGUCAUGCCUACUGUCACGUCCUUUUAUAAUUUGUUUCUGUAAAUGUUUUUUUUCCAAGCUGUAAUUAUGACCUGUUCAUUGCUCCGCCCCCUCGUGUUUGAUGUGCAUCUGCUUCUCGUCAUGUGAUUGAUGAUGUCACUUCUGAAAGUUUAAAUACGGUAAAAGGUUUUAAUAUUAGUAUGUGUAAGUAUAAAGACUUCUGUACAGAUUUACUUUUUUUUACUGUUUUUUAUCACUAAACUGAUAAAAAAAAAAAAAGCUACACAAAUAAAACUGAAUUGAAUUGAAGCUUCGAUGUGUUCAGUCGCUCCUGUGAGAGGAGAAGCUGAUCG